This is a messenger RNA of Gadus macrocephalus (Pacific cod), 3122 nucleotides long. RefSeq names its product N-acetyltransferase 15 (GCN5-related, putative) (gene naa60). Bases 311 to 1039 code for a protein of 242 amino acids. Gene Ontology annotation, molecular function: histone acetyltransferase activity; protein-N-terminal amino-acid acetyltransferase activity. The transcript is spliced from 7 exons. The record is from RefSeq and is a predicted model, not a curated record. Gene Ontology annotation, cellular component: Golgi membrane. Gene Ontology annotation, biological process: N-terminal peptidyl-methionine acetylation. Lineage: Eukaryota; Metazoa; Chordata; Actinopteri; Gadiformes; Gadidae.
CCGGAAGAGAUCCGUAGGAACCCGGAAGAUAACAGCGAGCUGUCAAAAAGCAAAAACGCAGACAUAGCGUAGCUUUUUCUUUUUUAAAAUAUUUAACAGUAAUGACUUUGCUUUGAAAGCAGACAGAAAACUAACGUGUUUACCAUGGUUCUCAGAGAAUUUUAAGUCGUUUGAAAGACAAAAGAGAUAUCGAGUCCCCGACGUUUCUCUGGUUGGAGUGCUGAAACAAGGUAGCUACCGCCACUAGCCUGGAGCUACAGUCCUCUACACCGGAGUUGUCCUCCAGAGCAGCACUAGCCUGGAGGUGUGAAUGACCGACGUCGUGUCGCCCACGGCCCUCAGCAAAGUCCAGCUCCGGCUCCUCUGCCACGAUGACAUAGAGAGCGUCAAGUUGCUCUGCGGCGAUUGGUUCCCAAUCGAAUACCCAGACUCAUGGUACCAGGACAUUACCUCCAACAAGAAGUUCUUCUCCCUAGCUGCCACCUUCAAAGGAGGCAUCGUGGGAAUGAUAGUGGCCGAGAUCAAAGGCCGGACGAAAGUACACAAAGAGGAUGGAGACAUCCUGGCUUCCAGUUUCCCUGUGGACACACAGGUGGCCUACAUACUCAGCCUGGGGGUGGUCAAGGAGUUCAGGAAACACGGCAUAGGCUCCCUGCUGCUGGACAGCUUGAAGGAGCACAUCUCCACCACCGCCCUGGACCACUGCAAGGCGGUGUACCUGCACGUGCUCACCACCAACGCCAACGCCAUCCACUUCUACGAGAGCCGCGACUUCCGGCAGCACCACUACCUGCCCUACUACUACUCGAUCCGCGGCGUGCUGAAGGACGGCUUCACCUACGUCCUCUACGUCAACGGCGGACACCCGCCCUGGACCAUUUUUGACUACAUCCACCACAUCGGCUCCACCCUGGCCAGCCUGAGCCCGUGCUCCAUCCCCCAGCGCCUCUACCGCCAGGCCCAGGCCCUGCUGCGCUCGCUGCUGCCCUGGUCCAACCUGGCCUCCAAGACGGGCAUCCAGUACAGCCGCACCAUGUGACCGCCGCCGCGCAGGGAGACCUCGUUGGAGACUUCCCUGGAUACACACACCUUCAUCCCCAUCAUCAUCAUCACCACACACACACACACACACUCACACUAUCACACAAGCUGAGAACCUGAGACUGGCAGGUUCAGCCCUGCCUUUCUUCCUGAGCGAACCUUCUACCUGUCCAUCACGUUCACCGGGAACGUGUAUUUGAUUUGUACAUCACUUAUUAUUUGAUAUGUACAUAUAUAUAUAUUUAUUCAUCGAAAUAUAUAUAAAUAUAUCAUGUCUAAAUGUAUAUAUAUUCUUUGCCAUGAGGAGUCCGACUUUGCCCUCAGUUUGGGCUCCUUAAGUGUCUGCUGUGAUUGGACAGCUGGGGUGUCGCUUCAUUUCAAAGGGAUCACAAGAAAGCUCGUGUGACGGAACGUCUCUUGAACACGGCCCGCGGACCAUGCACUGUCCUGGAGUGGGCCCCCGGACAAAGGCCACUAGACCAAGGGUCAACACAGCCCCUCUCACAGCAGGGCGACCAUGUUGUGUCUGAGAGGGACAUGCUCCCUCUUUAGGAGAAGUGAUCGGAGAGGAUCAAUCGCCUUCCUCCCCUCGCCCUCGGCUGUGUUCAGUCCUCAAACCCUGAACCUAACGUACACAGAGCAAGCUUUUGUUAUACAGUCAUGAUUGAGGCUUCUCCCCCCCCCACCCAGGUUUAAGUUCAAGCCUUUUUAAAAUCUUGCCUAAAAAUGCCGCACAGGAAGCCUUUUUAUUUAUUCUUUUAGAGAUGGUGACGGCAGGCCUAUAGGCUGACGUGUGUGUGUGUUGGGCGCGUCCAUGUGUGCGUCGCGUGUGUGUUUUGAAUGCAUGCGCCUGUGUACGUCGCGCGUGCGUGUGUUUGUAUGCGCGCGUCUGCAUGCGUGCGUGCGUGCCUGCGUGCCUGCGUGUGCGUGUGUGUGCGUACGUGUGUAUGUGAUCGGUCGCCGCUGUGCUGAUCUGCCUGACAUACUCUCCUUCAGACCGACCGACUCGCGGCAGCUCCCUCGGCCACGGACGGCCCGCGUCGACGCAGGUGACCCUGUGGUGGGGGAGCUGCCCUCGCUCCGAGGCCCGACCCUCUGGCGUUCGGGGCGCUAAGCUGGGCGCUAAGCUGGGCGUGGGCGUGGGAACACACCUCUCCCUAACCUCUUGUCCCCCACUGCUCUGUACGGUGUUUGCAGACAGGCCUAAUGAUGGGGGGGCUCAGAGAGGUGCUUUGGGUUCAGAUGUGUUUUUAUAAACCGUGUAAAUAAUAAUGUUGAUAGUAGAUACUUUAAGAUAUAUUAAGACUUUUUUUUUUAGAUAUUGGUUUUCUUUUGACAACUUGUUAAGCGUCGAGCCCACAAAUCCUUCAUUUGGUCCGAGAUGAUAAAAGCGAAGUUUCUGUCACGGAAAGAUAUACUGGGAUUUUCAUACGUUUUCUUUUUAUUAUGUGGACUAUGUGAGCGAUUAACAAUGUGAUACAAAUAAAUUAUUCCAAUAUCAGAAUUCCAGCUUUGUCCUUUUCCAUUAUUGACACUUUAUUUUGAAUCACUUUGAACACUUUAGAUUAAUAAUUCAUCAUCCAUUCGUCCUAUAGAUUAUUUGAGGAAUAGAUACCGCCCUCUGUCUGUUUAAAAUGCAAUUUGCCAUAACAUGCUGUUAAAAAACGCUGCACUGAGAGAGACUAAAAAUGACGAGUUAAUUGUUUAAUCAAUUAAGACUGCAAUCAUGCCGAGUAGCUGUGAAAGAAAAUCUGUUGGAUGACUUCCUUGUCCGACUUCAUAUAAGAUAGUUGUAUGACUUCAUUGUCCGACAUCAUAUGGUAGUGGUAGGACUACCUGGCCCGGAUUCUUCGUAAAGGUUGCCCGGUGGAAAAACCCUUACGUCAACCAAGUAGUGGACCACGCCCAUGAGGCUGUCCGCGUCAGCCAGACAGAGCCGAGUACGGUGUGAUCGCCUCUGCUGCUACUCUUUUGAUGCUGUUGUGGUGUCGUCAUUUCAAGCACAUAUCAACACCGUAACAGACGAACUACUACAACUACUGACCGUUAAGGACUUAACCCCUCUUUUCCCCAAACGCGAA